GCCCGCGCCCCGUCCCCGCGCGGUCAUGCUGCCCCUGUGCCUCGUGGCCGCGCUGCUGCUGGCCGCCGGGCCCGGGCCGAGCCUGGGCGACGAGGCCAUCCACUGCCCGCCCUGCUCCGAGGAGAAGCUGGCGCGCUGCCGCCCCCCCGUGGGCUGCGAGGAGCUGGUGCGGGAGCCCGGCUGCGGCUGUUGCGCCACUUGCGCCCUGGCCAAAGGGAUGCCCUGCGGGGUGUACACUCCCCGCUGCGGCUCGGGCCUGCGCUGCUACCCGCCCCGGGGGGUGGAGAAGCCCCUGCACACGCUGAUGCACGGGCAAGGCGUGUGCAUGGAGCUGGCGGAGAUCGAGGCCAUCCAGGAAAGCCUGCAGCCCUCUGACAAGGAUGAGGGCGACCACCCCAACAACAGCUUCAGCCCCUGCAGCGCCCAUGACCGCAGGUGUUUGCAGAAGCACUUUGCCAAAAUUCGAGACCGCAGCACCAAUGGGGGCAAGAUGAAGGUCAUCGGGGUGCCCCGGGAGGACAUGCGGCCCGUGCCUCAGGGCUCCUGCCAGAGUGAGCUGCACCGGGCCCUGGAGCGGCUGGCCGCCUCGCAGAGUCGCACCCACGAGGACCUCUACAUCAUCCCCAUCCCCAACUGCGACCGCAACGGCAACUUCCACCCCAAGCAGUGCCACCCAGCUCUGGACGGGCAGCGUGGCAAGUGCUGGUGUGUGGACCGGAAGACAGGAGUGAAGCUUCCGGGGGGCCUGGAGCCGAAGGGGGAGCUGGACUGCCACCAGUUGGCUGACAGCUUCCGCAAGUGAGCCCUGCCAGCAGGCAGGGGACUCAGUGCCCCCCGCUACCCACAUCCCCUCGAGGCUGCAGAGCCUGAGCCUGAGUCUUGGCUCUGCCUCUGGCCCAGAAGUUUCCCUUGGGUGUGUGUGUGAGUGUGUGUGCACAUGGUGUGCUCUUAGGGUGAGCCAAAGCCUAGGGGUGUCCUCUUUGGCCUUAGAUAGCCUGAGAGGUCUGAGAGUAGCAAUGGGGAGCCUGUUGUGUUCCCAAAUUGAUCCUGGAUUCAUUCAUUCAUUCAUUCAUUCAUUCAUUCAUUCAUCUAAAAACAUGUAUUGACCACAUACUACAUGCCAGCCCUGGGGACUCUUAUUCUGACUUCCUCUGAUUUGGGCCUGUGGGGCCAGAUCCUAUGAGGUGAACAUACGCCUGUGAGAGAGGUCCCACUUCAGAAUCAGAGGAAGAAAGUAGACAAACACCUUGGCCGUUGACACCCCUCCCCCAAUCUAGUCAGAGGGUAGAGGCUGUUGGGAAAGUGUGGGGUGGCAGGUGAUGCAAUGGUCAGGAGACCCGGACCCACUCCCCAAGCUCCGGCCUGCCAAGGGGAAGGACCUGCAGAGACAAGCCACCUUGGGGUUGGGCUUUGUGCCAUCUGCUUGGUUGCCUGGCAGCGGAGACCCUGCUGCGGGGAAGGAAGAGGUUCCGAGGAAGACCUAGAGGACAGAGGGCUAGGAGGGAGAAGGGCCCAUCUCUGAGGGUCAGGGAGGGAGGAGAGAAUGCAUGAUGGUGGAACUGCUUGUGCCAAAUGGAGAGGAGGGCCUGCUUGCCGGGGCCGGGGCCGGGGCCUUGUCUCGCAUUCUGCUUCCUCCCUUGUCACCGCCACAAAGCCACCAAGUCACCGGGAUCUCCGCCUUCAGGCCCAUGGCUCUGUCUCUCUCCUUCCAUCUUCUUCCAUCUUCCCCUCUGCCUUCCUCCCCGCUGGGCAUUUUCUGGCUAGACUGGAUGGAAGGAGACUUAGGGACCUACCAGGUGGCCAUGAUGUCUUGUCUUAUCUUUUUUGUUUUUUUUUUUGUUUUUUUAACAAAACAGAACAAAACAAAACAAAAAUCUGAACAGUUGUGUUUGG
Molecule: messenger RNA, 1893 nt
Organism: Talpa occidentalis (Iberian mole)
Lineage: Eukaryota; Metazoa; Chordata; Mammalia; Eulipotyphla; Talpidae
Gene: IGFBP4
Product: insulin like growth factor binding protein 4
Exons: 4
Coding region: 26-802 (258 amino acids)
Biological process (GO): regulation of insulin-like growth factor receptor signaling pathway
Cellular component (GO): extracellular region
Molecular function (GO): insulin-like growth factor I binding; insulin-like growth factor II binding
Source: RefSeq, a predicted model, not a curated record